CCAGCAGGCCCAGCCAUCUCAUCGCAUCUGCAAGCUGCUGCAGCUCCCAAUCCCAAGGGCGGUCAGCGCCCAAUGCCGUGAUUUUUGCUCCAAUGCUCACUCCUCUAGCCUUGCCCAGUCACGCACCAGAUACUUGAAUCACACGCAUAAUAAACUUGACGACGAAUCACACACUACAGCAGCAUCCUACAACCCGCCAUGAGCUUCUUCGGCGGCCCCUCCUCGCACCGUUCCUCCCCGCGCAGCAGUACGCACCACAAAUCCACACGACCGGUCUUUCCACGCGCACCUUCCUCAUCUGCAUCAUUCUUCUCCCGCAACGGUGGUUCAUCAAGCUACUACAAACGCCGCCCGCGCGAUGGAUACGUCCAAAGUCUCAUCCACAAAUUGAAACGCUUGAUACAAGAUCUCUGGGACUAUGCGCGAAGGCAUCCUUUGAAAGCUUUCAUGGCCGUGGUCGUGCCGUUGAUGAGUGCGGGUGGUGCAUUACACAGUCUGCUGAAGCAGUUCGGAGUCAGGAUGCCUGUAGCCUUUGACGGUGUUCACUCGACACGAGGGGGUGGUUAUUAUGGCUCAAGUGGUUAUGGUGAUUACGAGGAAAGUGGUUUCGGAUCCAUGUUUGGAGGCGGAAGUGCUAUGGAUACAGUGGGCUCUCUGAUGAAAGUCGCGCGAGUCUUCAUGUGAGCUUAAAUGCUUCGCAACAUUCGACCAAAGGCUUCACAAUGACUACUUGAUCGAUGGUCAUGGAAGCUCUUAUGGCAUCACAUCCCAUGCCGACGUGAAUUGCUGGCCAAUUCACGGUCGACAGCCAAGGAGCCCUCAACAAUCAAUUGGAAAUGGUCUUCACGAGACGGGUACCCAUGAACGUUACUCUUGAAGAGUUGCAAAGACGACAGCCCAUCAAGCGAUGGCGCUGCGGAAUGAUUUUGCUUCUGGGACGGUGAAUCGAGGAUGAAGGACGCAGCAAUUGAGAGCUGCUUAGAGUGAUAUUUUACGAUUCCAUGCUUGAAGAUAUUACUCCAAUAGCAGAGUUUACGAUAGACGUACACCAGCAACAGAAGGUUCCUUUGAGUCGAGAUAUUCGAGAUUUGCAUCACAAA
This is a messenger RNA of Aureobasidium pullulans EXF-150, 1100 nucleotides long. RefSeq lists its product as uncharacterized. The record is from RefSeq and is a predicted model, not a curated record. The transcript has a single exon. Lineage: Eukaryota; Fungi; Ascomycota; Dothideomycetes; Dothideales; Saccotheciaceae. Bases 199 to 684 code for a protein of 161 amino acids.